Fusarium tjaetaba is the source of this 1032-nucleotide messenger RNA. RefSeq lists its product as uncharacterized. The transcript has 3 exons. Bases 1 to 1032 code for a protein of 343 amino acids. Lineage: Eukaryota; Fungi; Ascomycota; Sordariomycetes; Hypocreales; Nectriaceae. The record is from RefSeq and is a predicted model, not a curated record.
AUGAAAGUCACUGCAAUCACGCGUAUAAUAGCUCUUAGCUUCCCGGCGACUGCUAGUGCCUUUCGAAUCAGUAAGGAAUCUGUGGCAGGUCAUGUUACUACAGCCUGCGCCGAGGCUCUGACGUCCGAAAUCAAAUGCGACAGCUACGUUCCCAACAUGAACACAAAUUAUUACCAAAAGUGGGUUGGAGAUAUUGAACUGGCGGACAAAAUCUGCACCAAGACUUGCUCUGAGUCGUUUCGAAUCUGGAACGAUACUGUGGCGAAGGACUGUGCUGGUGACAUGAACGGCUCAGAUUCUGAUGCCAGGAGCAUCACCAGCUUCUGGAUGCGCAGUACCAGUUACAUUUGGCAAGGGUUCAAUGAGACAUGCAUCAAAGAUACUGAGUCGGGGCGUUACUGCCAAGAAAUUCUCGACGGCUUUUCCGACAUCGCAAGAGAUCAGGAAAGGCCAAUUGAAGAGCUCUGCCAUCCCUGCUACGGCAAAGUUCUUACCGUAAUGUCAAAGUCCUUCUUGUGGUCAGUAGCCGACUUUUACAUAUGGCCGCCUACGGAAGAUGACCUUUAUUGGCAACGUCAGCUUGACCUUGUCCAGAAGAAAUGCGGCGGCUCAAAUGGCACUGCCAUUGCGUCUUCGGAAUCACCAGAAAGAACUGUGACACAGGAACCGAGUGAAGGGGCAACACCGCACGGUCCAACCGAUCCGGGAAUACCUUCUGACUGCUCUUUUUUCACAAUGAUCAAAUAUUUUGAUGGUUGCUGGAGAUUUGCCAGUGACUGGGGCCUAACGGUGAAAGAGUUUGUUCAAUAUAACCCAACCAUUAAGGAAGACUGCAGUGCUAUCAAACCUGACUACUGGUACUGCGUUGAAGUCAACAAUGGAUAUUCGCGUAAGGAAGAUUUACUCAGGACAACUGCUACCCAAGAAGGCGAACCGCAGCCCACGGAAGACCAAGACCAAGAGCGCCUUCCCACUCUGGGCAGUCUCGAGGAUAAUAAACAAGCUAUUCUGGGCAAACAAGUUAAUGCAUGA